AUGGUCUGUCUCAAAACUGCUGCUGCCUUGAUGGGCUUCAUUGACUUUGUCGCCACUGCCCCGGCAGCUUACGGUGUUCCACUGGACGAUGUCAAGAACUGUUACUGCGGUGAUGUCACGAAAGAUUAUCAGACUAGUGACCCGGAUGCUACUAAGAAAGCCUGCCCCAUAUAUGGAGGCGUCGGUAGCCAGGUCUAUGUCCGUCGCGGCGAAAGUCAAGGCCGUAUUGGAGUUCUUUAUAGCUAUUACGUCCCAAAGGUUCGCUGGGCCGAGGGGGAUAACAACGGUCACCGCCACUAUUGGGCCAGUGUUGUUGUCUGGAUCAAUCGAUGGGGCUGUGAGACGGACGAUAUUACGGCUCUGUGGCCUGUUGGUGUAUCUUACACAACCGACCACUUGAGCUGGGGAUCGGCAGCUGCUGGAAGCGUAUCAUUCAAGUCUUCAGAUGUGGGCAUUAACAUGGACAAACACCCCAAGAUGCAGAUUCACGAUAAUACUCUCUCACCUUUCACUGGAGCCGACGGCGAUAGCGUCUUUGAGCCUACGCUUUACGAGAAGACGCAAGUGCCAUUUACGGAUGACAACUUCCAAGCUCACCUAGACGCCGCAUACAGGAAGGAUUUCUACGGCGGCAUACCUACAGAGCCGGAUUGCCACACAGAAGAGCCACCAGCCAAGACCGACACUCCUGAUGAUCCACCCACGUCUGCAACAAGCGCAACCCAAGCCAACCCUACAGCCCUGUAG
Messenger RNA from Colletotrichum truncatum, 747 nucleotides. Its product is annotated as NPP1 domain-containing protein. The record is from RefSeq and is a predicted model, not a curated record. NCBI's taxonomy places the organism in Eukaryota, Fungi, Ascomycota, Sordariomycetes, Glomerellales, Glomerellaceae.